CUCAUUGACAAAUUAUCAACAUUUGUUCUUUUAAAAAUGCCAAAGGAAGACCCCGAAACCACUGCUUUGAAAAAAGAACUAACCGAUCUGAUAUCCAAAGUUAAGGCGGAUCAAGAGAAGCUUGCGGACGCAAAACUCGCGGAAAAAUGCUCCGAUCUGGGAGACGUACCCAAGAUUAGAUUCGUCACCAAGAAGACUCUGAAAGGACAUCUUAACAAAGUAAACUCAGUGCAUUACAGCGGAGAUUCCAGACACUGCGUCACGGGCUCUCUGGACGGAAAAUUAAUUAUCUGGGAUACUUGGAGCGGUAACAAAGUUCAAAUCAUACCUCUACGUUCUGCUUGGGUUAUGAGCGUCGCAUUCGCGCCGUCUGGUAACUUCGUCGCUUGCGGCGGCAUGGACAACAUGUGCACGGUGUAUGACGUGAACAAUCGUGACGCCACCGGAGCCGCUAAGAUGGUCCGUGAACUGGCCGGCUACGAGGGCUUCCUUAGCAGUUGCCGUUUCCUCGAUGACACACACAUACUGACUGGAUCCGGUGAUAUGAAAAUUUGCGUUUGGGACUUGGAAGCUGGUAAGCGUGAAAUGGAAUUUGAUGCUCACGCCGGCGACGUAGUCAGCAUUUCACUGUCACCAGACAUGAAGUCAUACGUUACCGGUUCCGUGGACAAAACAUGUAAGCUGUGGGACGUCCGGGAUGAGAAAGCAAAGCAAACAUUCUUCGGUCACGAAGCCGACGUGAAUAGCGUUUGUUAUCACAAUGGCGGUUACGCAUUCGCAACGGCUUCUGAAGAUAAAACGGCUCGCCUGUUUGACAUUCGCAGCGACCAGCAGCUGGGUCACUACACACCACCUGGAGCUAGCGGAUUCACAAGCUGCGCUUUGUCUCUCAGUGGAAGAUACUUGAUGGCAGGUUCGGAUGAUAAUUCAGUCCAUUCUUGGGAUACGCUCAAAGUUUCUCAUACAGGUACUCUGAACGGCCAUGAAAAUCGAGUGACGUCUAUUUCCGUUGCACCCAAUGGCGUUGCUAUGGCCAGCUGUUCCUGGGACUCGAGCGUCAGAGUUUGGGGCUAAAAUAUGAUCCACACAUUGACUACAUAAAAAAACCACAAUUGAUCCUGUUUAGAAUAUUUUCCUUAGCCAUGAAUAUUCUUCUUCUUCUUCUUUGUCGUUUCCUCAUUACUGAGGGUCGUGACCACCUUGGUCCAGUUUUUGCACCAGCUUCCUCCAAUGUU
This is a messenger RNA of Bombyx mandarina (wild silkworm), 1235 nucleotides long. It is a transcript of the gene Gbeta76C, whose product is annotated as guanine nucleotide-binding protein subunit beta-2. The record is from RefSeq and is a predicted model, not a curated record. Gene Ontology annotation, biological process: signal transduction. Gene Ontology annotation, molecular function: protein binding. NCBI's taxonomy places the organism in Eukaryota, Metazoa, Arthropoda, Insecta, Lepidoptera, Bombycidae.